Messenger RNA from Megalops cyprinoides (Indo-Pacific tarpon), 1326 nucleotides. RefSeq names its product core histone macro-H2A.1. Gene Ontology annotation, molecular function: structural constituent of chromatin; protein heterodimerization activity; DNA binding. Gene Ontology annotation, biological process: nucleosome assembly. The record is from RefSeq and is a predicted model, not a curated record. Bases 175 to 1290 code for a protein of 371 amino acids. Gene Ontology annotation, cellular component: nucleosome. NCBI's taxonomy places the organism in Eukaryota, Metazoa, Chordata, Actinopteri, Elopiformes, Megalopidae. The transcript has 9 exons.
UCCAAACAGAGGGCUCCCACUGAGAGAAACAUACAGUACCCAGCUCAAUAAUUUGGUUCGCUAUGGAUUGUGGGAGUUAGAGACACUGCCCAGGCGUGUUGCACUGGAGCUGACUGAAAACAGUAGACAUAUUGCUGUGCUCUAUUCUCAGAUCUUCAGACUGGCAGCAGCACAAUGUCUAGCCGCGGAGGAAAAAAGAAGACCACCAAGACGUCCCGGUCGACCAAGGCGGGCGUGAUCUUCCCUGUGGGCAGGAUGCUGCGUUACAUCAAAAAGGGGCUCCCCAAGUACAGGAUCGGCGUGGGAGCGCCCGUCUAUAUGGCCGCCGUCCUGGAAUACCUCACCGCUGAAAUCCUGGAGCUGGCUGGCAACGCCGCCCGGGACAACAAGAAGGGCCGCGUCACCCCGAGACACAUCCUGCUGGCCAUCGCCAACGACGAGGAGCUCAACCAGCUGCUAAAAGGCGUGACCAUCGCCGCGGGAGGGGUCUUGCCCAACAUCCACCCGGAGCUCCUGGCCAAGAAGAGAGGCUCCAAGGGCAAACUGGAGGCCAUCAUAACCCCGCCUCCCGCCAAGAAAUCCAAGGCAUCUCCCAAGAAAUCCGCAGCCAAGAAAGCCGGUGGGAAGAAGGGGGGUGGGAAAGCAAAGAAGAAGCAGGGAGAGGUGAGCAAAGCCGCCAGCGCGGACAGCACCACGGAGGGCACCCCGGCCGACGGCUUCACCGUUCUCUCCACCAAGAGCCUCUUCCUCGGGCAGAAGCUCAACCUCAUUCACAGUGAAAUCAGUAACUUGGCUGGAUUUGACGUGGAGGGUGUAAUCAAUCCAACCAAUGCUGACAUUGACCUUAAAGAUGAUCUAGGUAGUGCCCUGGAGAAGAAGGGGGGCAAGGAGUUUGGGGAGGCCGUGCAGGAGCUGCGCAAAAAGAACGGUCCCCUGGAGGUAGCAGGAGCUGCCCUGACCUCCGGUUUCGGACUCCCUGCCAAGUUUGUCAUCCACUGUCAUAGCCCUGGGUGGGGAUCGGAUAAGUGCGAGGAGCUGCUUGAUAAGACGGUCAAGAACUGUUUGGCGUUGGCAGAUGAGAAGAAGCUCAAAUCGGUGGCUUUUCCCUCCAUCGGCAGCGGCAGGAAUGGCUUCCCAAAGCAGACAGCUGCACAGCUCAUCCUGAAGGCUAUCUCCAGCUACUUUGUGGCUACAAUGUCCUCGUCGAUUAAGACGGUCUACUUUGUGCUGUUCGACAGUGAGAGCAUAGGGAUCUACGUGCAGGAAAUGGCGAAGCUCGAUGCCAACUAAGCACUCGCCCCAUCCUCCCCAUCCCCCCCACCCACA